CUUUUUUUUUUAUAACUUGGCCAUCGCUUAUCCAGCCCAACGUUUUCUUUUUUAGCACAGCCCUUUUUUGCGAUCUAAGCCUGUCACGUCAAUACCCUUACUCUCCUCUCCACGCUCACCCCCCUCUCUCUCUAUCCUCUCAUACAUUUAACAUACAAACAUGCAAUCAGACGAAGUAAUUUGGCAGGUUAUUAACCAGCACUUUUGUUCAUAUAAAGUCAAAACACCUCGACAGAACUUUUGUCGUAAUGAAUAUAACGUCACUGGUCUGUGCAAUCGUCAAUCGUGUCCACUUGCAAACAGUCGAUAUGCUACGAUCCGAGAACACAAUGGUAUCCUGUAUCUUUAUAUGAAAACUCCUGAACGAGCCCAUUCGCCAGCGAAAAUGUGGGAAAAAGUAAAAUUAUCAAAGAACUAUGCACAAGCACUUGCACAGAUUGACAAAGAACUGUUAUACUGGCCAAAUUUCUUGCAACACAAAUGCAAGCAGCGUCUUACGAAGAUAACGCAAUAUUUGAUCCGAAUGAGAAAGCUGAAACUCAAGGAAGACGAACGGCCACAGUUGAUUGGUAUCAAAAAGAAACUCGAGCGUCGUGAAGCAAACCGUGAACGCAAGGCAGAAGCAGCAGCGAGACUCGAAAAAUCGAUUGAGAAGGAAUUGAUUGAACGCUUAAAGAACAAGGCCUAUGGUGAUGCACCAUUGAACGUCAAAGAUGAUGUCUGGCAAAAGAUCCUGGAUCAGGAUCUCGAGGGCGCCGUGGAUGAAGAGAGUGAAGAAGAGGAUGAGAACGAGCUGGAGGAGGAGGAUGAAGAGGAGGCCGAGCACGAGUUUGUCUCUGAUUUGGAGGACGAAUCCGACAUUGAAGACGUCGAGAAUGGCUUUGAGUGGGAGGUCGAAGAAGAAGAUGAAGACGAAGAGGAGCAAGAGGAAGAAACUGAAAAGCAGCCCAAGAGGAAACGAGCACGCGUUGAGGUGGAGUAUGAAGAGGAACAUGAUAAUGCAUUGCAAGUUUGAUCAUUGUACCUUUGUUUGUGUUGUAAUCUUUCCGUUUGUUCUUUUCCACGCCACUCUUUUCUUUCUAUCUUCCUGUCAUAUUUUACAUAUAAAAGCAAAUACCACUCAAAGUCAUUUACAU
Molecule: messenger RNA, 1136 nt
Organism: Zychaea mexicana
Lineage: Eukaryota; Fungi; Mucoromycota; Mucoromycetes; Mucorales; Lichtheimiaceae
Product: ribosomal L28e protein family-domain-containing protein
Exons: 5
Coding region: 161-1015 (284 amino acids)
Biological process (GO): maturation of 5.8S rRNA; maturation of LSU-rRNA
Cellular component (GO): nucleolus; preribosome, large subunit precursor
Source: RefSeq, a predicted model, not a curated record